AACAAGCCAGCGAAUUAACUUGUUUGUUCUGUUGCCCUCUUAUUAUAAUUCAGAAAUUACAAAUAUCUCUUCUUAUCCUUUCCUCAUCACUAGAAACCUGUAUUUGCACAAGCCUUACAUUUUCAUCAAUCAUAUCACUCAACCCAAUCACCAUUUCAAAAUGAAGAAAAUGGUUGCAAGAAUUGCAUGCUUUUCUGCUUUCUUUCUUUUCCUGUUAGAUUGCAAUGUAACGGCACGUUCCUUGCAGUAUGACGACAGUGAACAGGUUUCAGAUGGAGUUAGCAAUGUUGUAGAUAACAAUGAGGGAUCUUUGUUACUACCUCUCAAAGGGUCACAUGGUUCUGAAGAGCAAUGUGAGCAAAUGUAUGGAUUUUUGCCUUGUUCAAACAAUCUUCCUGGUCAUUUAUUUCUCAUCGUGGUGUACGAAUACCUAUUAUAUCAUGGAGAAUCUUAUGCUGGUGGUGAUGGCCGGAUUUUUGGUGUUCUUGGCAAUAACUUUUUCGGUGCAAGUGUUUUCCAGCUUCUUGAUUCGCUACCUGAUUCUCUGAUUCUUCUUGCAUCUGGACUGUCGAGUAGCAAAGAAAAAGCUCAAGACUAUGUUGUAACUGGUGCUGGGCUACUAGCUGGAUCAUCAAUAUUUCUCCUCACCCUUCUAUGGGGAGUGUGUCUUAUAUGUGGGAGGAGAAUGUUCUAUGCAAAACCUGAUUCUAAAGUAAAAAACAAAGGGAUACAACUAUUAACUGGUUCUGGAGUUGUUACAGAUGCCGAAACAAGUUAUCAUGCCAAAGUCAUGUUCUUUUCACUUGUUCCGUUUCUAGUCAUCCUAUUACCUAGUGUAUUUGGUUUAUCGUAUUCUAGUCAAGGAUUUGAGAUUGCUGUUCUUGUUUCACUUUGUGUUUCGGUUAUUUGUUUAUUCACUUACUUCAUUUAUCAGCUUUUUGACGAACGGAUUCAGAAAAGAAGACUGGAGUAUGCAGAAGUUGAAAGAAAAGUUGAAUUGCAUGUACCAUUUUAUGAAGUACAAUCACUUAUGUUGGAUAGGGAAAAGAAUCUCAUGCUUAGGCAAAAAGAGAUGGAGAAAAUGAUGAAAUCUCCGGAGAACCGCAAUAAAACAAUGACCAGGGAAGAAUUCUGUGAUAUGUUUGAUGAUUGGUUAGAUGUCACAAGACAGUUGAUGGAUGAUCCGUAUUCACUAGAUAAAUCAGGGACAGAAUAUAAUGAGGUUGCCAAACUGUUACUUGAAGAUAAAAACCAACUGAUAGAACUAAUAUCCCUUAUGAUAGACCGUGCUUCGGGACAAAAAUUGCUUAAACAAGAUGGUGCACAAGAUGAAUAUGCCAUAGAUAGAUUCUUUGAACGUAUUGACACGAACCAAAACGGAUUUAUUUCAAAAUCUGAACUGAAAAACUUCAUCAUGGAAGUCAACUAUGAGGAGAUAUUGAUGGAUGACGAGAUAGCAGAGAUCAUAAUGAGACACUUAGACAUUGAUGGAAAUGGAAAUAUUGAUAAACAGGAGUUCAUAUCCGGGUUUACAAAAUGGCUCAAAGAGAUAGAUCGCGCAACGCGGACCCAGAAAAAGCUGUCACAUGCUAACAAUAGAGAAACAGAUAGCUACAAACGGGCUGAGGCAAAGGCAAAAGAAAACGAAAAGUUGAAGGCAAUAAUAUUAUUGAUACUUGGAAUCUUUAUGCUAACAGUCUUGGCUGAGCCACUAGUGGAAAGUGUUAGAGAAUUUUCAGAAUCUGCAGAGAUAGAGCCUUUUUAUGUGUCAUUCAUCUUAGUUCCAUUGGCUACCAAUGCUAGAACAGCCAUUGCAGCCAUUAGAGCUGCGAAUCAGAAGAGACAUCAAACAACAUCUUUAACUUUUUCUGAGAUAUAUCACAAAGUGUUCAUGAAUAACAUCCUGGGAUUUUCUGUUCUUGUCUCGGUGAUAUACUUCCGCGGAUUGACAUGGCAUUUCUCAGCUGAGGUUCUUGUAGUAAUUAUCGUUUGUGUCAUCAUGGGGCUUCUUGCAAGUGUUAGAUCCAAGUUUCCAUGCUGGACAUUGCUCAUCGCCGUCCCUCUCUAUCCACUAUCUUUGGUCGUAGUUUACUUUGUUGAUGAUAGUUUCCGAUCUACUUGAAACUUGAGCAACAUUAAUAUGCCUAGUAGAACUUUUGUAGUACUAAAGGAGUUGAAGCUUCUUAGAUAUUUCAAUUUGUGCCGAGGCUGAACCUGUAUAGGUUCCUUCAUGUACUUAUGUUUAAAUAUUUCAUGCACAUUUUAUAUGUGGUGUUAUCUUUAUGUUACAGUAAGCAUUUGCGCAAG
Messenger RNA from Helianthus annuus (common sunflower), 2307 nucleotides. Its product is annotated as sodium/calcium exchanger NCL2. Bases 161 to 2122 code for a protein of 653 amino acids. Gene Ontology annotation, biological process: calcium ion transmembrane transport; intracellular calcium ion homeostasis. NCBI's taxonomy places the organism in Eukaryota, Viridiplantae, Streptophyta, Magnoliopsida, Asterales, Asteraceae. Gene Ontology annotation, molecular function: calcium ion binding; calcium:proton antiporter activity. The record is from RefSeq and is a predicted model, not a curated record. The transcript has 8 exons. Gene Ontology annotation, cellular component: membrane.